UCAUCUUCAUCUAUCUAAAUAUCAUAGUCUUUGUAUUAGGCAAUGGAUGAACCUAACCUAUCUUUUUAUAUUACCAUUUUCAGUUUUCACGUGUACAUACGAAGGAAGUAAAUAAUAGUUGGGCGCUGCUGUAAAAAUAUGGGUAAUAAACAAAAACAUCUAAAGAGGAAAAUUAGUGAUUCAAAUGAACAACAGGAAGAAGUAGAUACAGAAUCGAACGAAGAGGACGAUUUCUUGAACACAGUGAACGGAGAGGACGGUGAUAGUUCAGACUCUGACCGAGAAAUUGAAGAUUCCGGAGAUGAGGAUAACCAACUUGCUGAAGAAGAAUCUGAAGCGGGUUCUGACGAUUUAUCGGACGAAGAUAUCGAAGAAGAAUCCGAAAAUGAAGACAGUGAAGACGAGGAAGUUGAAGACAGUGGAGAAGAGGAAGAAGCUGGGAGUAGCAGUGAAAAUGAAGAAACAGAAGGACAAGCCGAGGAAGAUGACCAGUUGGAUACUGACAAACCGGAAAAUAAGCAAGCUAAUGGAAAUCCUAUUGUAAAUAGGAAAAAAGGGAAGAAACAUAUAGAAGUUAAAGAGACUAGAACUGAAAACAAGCGAGAUGAAUAUGCUGAUCACGACACCUCCGAUGAAGAAGAUAUAAGGAACACUGUUGGAAAUAUUCCAAUGAAUUGGUAUGAUGAAUACAAGCAUCAAGGUUACGAUUGGGAUGGAAAUCAGAUAUUAAAACCAGAAACGGGUGAUCAAUUGGACAACUUCCUUAAGAAAAUGGAGGAUCCUGAUUUCUGGAGGACUGUAAAGGACCCACAAACAGGACAAGACGUAGUAUUAAGUGAUGAAGAUAUUCAGUUAAUUAGAAGAAUCAAAGCCCAGAAAAUACCAGACGUUUCAUUUGACGAAUACGCUCCUUGGAUUGAAUGGUUUACGAGUGAAGUAGAAAAAAUGCCCCUCCGAAAAUUCCCCGAACACAAACGUUCCUUCCUGCCGAGCAAACAUGAAGCUAGGAAAGUGUCCAAACUCGUACAUGCCUUGAAAAUGGGCUGGAUCAAGACACGAGCGGAGCAGGAGAAGUUGCGUGCCAAGAAGGAGCCCCAAUUCUACAUGCUUUGGCAGACCGACGACCAAGCGGAAGAAAUGAGGCGGAUACACAAGCAUAUCCCUGCCCCAAAGAGGCUCCUACCAGGUCACGCGGAAAGUUACAACCCUCCCCCUGAAUACCUCUUCGAUGCCAAGGAACUCAAGGAGUGGAACAAGCAGAAGAACUCCCCAUGGAAGAGGAAGCUGCAUUUCGUACCGCAGAAGUUCGAUUCUUUACGCAAAGUUCCUGCCUACCCCAGAUUCAUCAAAGAACGUUUCUUGAGGUGCCUCGACUUGUACUUGUGCCCGAGAGCCAUAAAAAUGAAACUGAAUAUAGACCCGGAAUCGCUGGUACCCAAGCUGCCUAGUCCGAAGGACUUGCAGCCGUUCCCGACUGUGCUAGCCAUCGAGUACACAGGUCAUACGGAUAUGGUCAGGAGUAUAAGUACGGAUAAAUCGGGACAGUACCUGCUCAGUGGGUCCGACGAUGGUACUAUCAAAAUAUGGGAAGUCAAUACAGGCAGAUGCCUCAAAACGAUCAAGACGGACAACGUUGUUAGGUCGGUCGAGUGGUGUCCGAACGCAGCUUUGUCGCUCGUCCUGGUUGCAACCGGUCAGGAGGUUUUGCUUAUAAAUCCGAACGUUGGUGACUUCCUCGUCAACAGCAAGACAGAUACCGUUCUGAAAGAAGUCCCCAAAUCAGACAUCGUCAUAAACGAACGGGUCCGCACGACGGUCCAAUGGUCAGAACCAGACGAUGCCCAGUACGAACGAGGGAUUCGAAUAAUGCUAAAACACUUCAAAGAAGUGACUCAGGUUACUUGGCACGGACGCGGUGAUUACUUCGCCUCUGUCAUGCCAGAAGGACAGAAUCGUUCGGUUCUUAUAUCCCAGAUUUCGAAACGUCGCUCUCAAUUACCCUUUACUAAGGCUAAGGGGCUAGUUCAGUGCGUUUUGUUCCACCCAACAAAGCCGUUUUUGUUCGUCGCCACCCAGAGACACGUUAGAAUCUACGAUCUGGUUAAGCAGACCCUAAUGAAAAAACUUCUGACUAAUUCUAAGUGGAUUUCAACGAUGGCGAUACAUCCCGGCGGCGAUAAUUUACUUGUCGGAACGUACGAUCGGAAGAUGCUGUGGUUCGACUUGGACUUAAGCACAAAGCCUUAUCAAACUUUGAGAUUGCAUGGUACCGCCGUUAGAGACGUAGCGUACCACAAGCGGUAUCCCCUGUUUGCGUCGGGGUCUGAUGAUAGAAGUCUCAUAAUUUCUCACGGAAUGGUAUAUAAUGAUUUGCUGCAGAAUCCUCUGAUCGUUCCCCUGAAACGACUUCAGGAUCACAAAGCAUUCAAUGAUUUUGGUAUAUUUGGAGUGCAUUUCCACCCUCUGCAACCAUGGGUGUUUACUUCGGGUGCAGACGGUACUAUUAAAUUAUAUUCUAAUUGAUGUUGUUUAUUUUUUACAAUAAAUUACUUAAAAUGAA
This is a messenger RNA of Anoplophora glabripennis (Asian longhorned beetle), 2560 nucleotides long. Its product is annotated as ribosome biogenesis protein BOP1 homolog. Gene Ontology annotation, biological process: maturation of LSU-rRNA from tricistronic rRNA transcript (SSU-rRNA, 5.8S rRNA, LSU-rRNA); ribosome biogenesis. The record is from RefSeq and is a predicted model, not a curated record. Gene Ontology annotation, molecular function: ribonucleoprotein complex binding; protein binding. Bases 139 to 2523 code for a protein of 794 amino acids. Gene Ontology annotation, cellular component: PeBoW complex; preribosome, large subunit precursor. The transcript is spliced from 9 exons. NCBI's taxonomy places the organism in Eukaryota, Metazoa, Arthropoda, Insecta, Coleoptera, Cerambycidae.